AUGGGCUUUGAUGACAGAAUUUUAGAGGCAAUAUCAAAGCUUGGCUGGUCUCAGCCAACUCCCAUACAAGAGAAAGCCAUCCCUCUAGCGCUUCAGGGCAAGGACAUUCUGGCCAGGGCUCGUACAGGCUCCGGGAAGACGGCAGCAUAUGCUAUUGUUGUCAUACACAAGCUGCUGUAUUUAAAACAGACAGCCUCAGAGCAAGCCAUUCGCGCAGUUAUCCUGACCCCGUCUAAGGAACUGUGUAGCCAGACCUACAGGAGCAUACAGGGAUUAACCUCAGGCUGUUCCCGGGAUAUCAAAUGUGUGGAUAUAUCACCUCAAGUACCAUUGGCUUCUCAGAGACCCAUAUUGCUGGAGAAGCCGGACAUUGUUGUUGCCACACCAAGUCGACUGUUGGCUCACAUCCGAGCUGAGAACAUCCACUUGAAGGACUCCCUAGAAAUGCUGGUGGUGGAUGAGGCGGACCUGGUCUUCUCCUUUGGUUAUGAAGCUGAUGUCAAAGAGCUUCUCAGCAACUUCCCCAAGAUCUACCAAGCCUUUAUGAUGUCUGCAACUCUGGGUCAGGAUGUCAACACUCUCAAGAAACUUGUUCUCCACAACGCAGUCAUUCUGAAACUCGAGGAAUCACAGCUUCCAGAAACAUCACAACUCAACCAGUACCAAAUCAAGUGUGAAGAAGGAGACAAGUUUGCCCUGACUGCUGCUCUGCUCAAGUUGAACUUGAUCCGAGGAAAAACCAUCUUCUUUGUGAAUUCUGUCAACAGAUGUUAUCUCCUCAAAUUAUUCCUAGAGCAGUUUGGUGUCAGAGCUUGUAUACUGAAUUCAGAGUUGCCAGUGAACUCCAGGUGUCACAUUGUAAAUCAAUUCAACGAUGGCCUCUAUGAUUACAUCAUUGCUGCAGAUGAAGCAGUUGCCGAGGCAUCCACUCCAAAGUCCCUGUCUCAGCAGAAAUCUAAACCUAGCAGAUUCCGUAAACGUGACAAGGAAUACGGGGUCUCUCGGGGCAUUGAUUUUUACAAUGUGUCAAAUGUUGUCAAUUUUGACUUCCCCCAGAAUGCCGAUGCCUACAUCCACAGAGUUGGCAGGACAGCAAGAGCAGACAAUCCAGGGACAGCCUUGUCAUUUGUUAGCAUCAAAGAUGGCGAUAAAUUAAAGGAAGUUGAGGCAGUUCUUCUGGGUGAAGCUGGUGGUCAGGGAGACAGCGUGUUUAAACCUUACAACUUCCGCAUGGAGGAGAUUGAGGGCUUCCGGUAUCGGUCAAAGGAUGCACUGCAAGCAGUCACACGUUCAGCCAUACAGGAGGCCAGGAUGAAAGACAUCAAACAGGAGAUCUUCAACUCCAGCAAACUCAAGUCUUACUUUGAUGACAAUCCUCACGACCUUCAAGCUCUUCGCCAUGAUAAACCUCUUCAUUCUGUGAAAACUACAAAAGAGUUGAAGCAUGUACCAGAUUAUAUUGUCCCUCAAGCACUGCGCAAACAGACCAGAAACAACAAAGUUCAGAGUGCUGCACGCAGUCAGAGACCUGCAGCCGGUAAAUCCACAACUAAAGGUGGCAGAACAUUUAGGAAACGGAUGGCUGACCCACUAAAGAGUUUCCAAUUUGCUGGGCUGAGUGACACAAAAAAGAAAAAGAAACAAAACAAAUAA
Messenger RNA from Candidula unifasciata, 1653 nucleotides. Lineage: Eukaryota; Metazoa; Mollusca; Gastropoda; Stylommatophora; Geomitridae. The record is from the annotation of a GenBank genome assembly.